UACCCUUUGUGUCUCACAAAUAAUGUACAUUUUGUUUGUGAUGAGUUGCACAGAAGGGGGGAAAAAGCCGUGUAUCAUGAAAGCAUGAUAUUAAUCACCAUAAUUUGCUGAUGAUUAAAGAGGGAGGGAGAUUUUUUUUUUCCCAUCAACAUGCACUUAGAGCCAGGCUGAGGCUGGUUUCCAGGGCAACAGAAAAUCAGAAGCUUUCAGUACUUUGUCACAUCACAAGCCCAAGGACCUCCAUCCAGGAAGAUUCUUCUGGAAACUAAUCCUUGUUUUCUCAAACACGCGUGGUGGGAGAGAUAUGGAGAUGGCGCUGUGAGAAAAAAAGCAUGCUUUAGGGAGCAGAAUAUGGAACGUGUGGAUCGUGUUUCUGGUCUUCUGAGCUGUUAAGGUGAAUUUUUCUCUUCCUGGUCAUAAAAACUGAAAGCCUCAGCAUAGCAUAAGCAUGGGAAGCCUUAAGACCCUGGCGGAGGACCACCACUGCCACGACAUCUUACUGGAGAGCCCAAUCUUGACUGAUCGUGGCCAGUGGCUCGCCGACCCCAACUCCAACUCCAACUUCGGCCCUGACCUCAGCAGCGAGAGCGACGCCACUGCCGCCGCUGCCGCCGCUGCCACCAGAGACGGUCAGACUCCGCAGGGCACUCAGGACUCGGAAGCGACCAUGGCGACUGACCAGCCGGCGUUCCCCUCAGGGAGCUCAAAGGCAAGUGGUGAGGACAGCACCUCCCCCUCCCCCUCCCUGUCCUCCUGUGAGGAGGCUGACCUGUCGCGCUCUGAGCUCCUCCACGAGGCUGAGUCCUGCCAGCUUGAUCCUGUGCCAGCCUGUCUUAACGCGGCGGCUUCAGGGGCAGACAACAUGCGUCGAUCACACGUGUCGGUAAACAGCGCCAAGCGACACGAUCAGCUGGGUGGCGAGGGCAAGGGCGACAAUGAGGGUGGCGUCACGAUGGGCCAGCGCGACCAGUGGGGGGAGGAGGGUAGAGGUGGCGUUGGGGGAGAGAAGAGCUGUCCACCAAUAAGACGAGAUGUCAGUCAAGAGAUUACCAUACUGGUGACCAGCCACGACAACUGCGUGGAAGACGAACAAGGGGAGCUGCAGGAGGAGGAGAAAGAGGAGGAAGAUGAGGUGGGGGAGGAAGAAGCUGAGCGAGGUGGGGAGAUUGAGAGGGCAAGGUCACCCAAUAGCAUCAGGGAGGAAGAGCUGAGAGCCGAGAGCCAAGAUGUAGUGGACACAGAGGGCAGCGGGGGAGCCUUGGAGGGCUGCAUUGUAGUGGCGAGCCUCACAUCAACAAGCGAAGUGGAGAGGCCCCAAAUAGUUGGCUCUAACUCCUUGGAAACGGGCAGAGACAGUGUGUCUGACGCCCAAUGUGAAGAGGCAAAGGCGAACAGCGGUAGCCAAGUGUCCUCUGAUCCCAUUAACAGCAGGGGUUCAGGUUGUUUACCGAAAGCCCGUACCGAGGCUCAGCAGUCCACUGGAGCAAACAGCCCACUCAACUGUAACCUGAGCGCGGAUGGCGGCUCUCCGGGCACUGAGAAGCCCAUUCACACACAAUCUAAGUCCGUGGUCACUGGGAACGCCACCGAGCAUAAAGAGAUGGGGCAAAUGUCUAACACAAACGAGUCCUGCGCUAGCGAAUCGAAAGAGCGCCUCCAGAAAGCCAAGACACUCGAUCUCUCCAGUGGCAGGUUCAGCGCGUCCUCCAGUAAGACGGUCCAGGGCCAGUCCAGUCUGGAGGUGGUGACGAGCCACUCAGUGGCCACCAGUCCCAUGACACCACCAGAGGGCUCGGCUGCUUUCCUUUUCCCGUACUCCACUGCCACAGCAGGCGCGGGCCAUGCCAGCACAAUGGAGAUAAAGGAGUUCAAAUCAGUAGCAACUGCCCCCAUGAGUCCCCAGAAUUUAACUGCCCCAGCGGCCAUCCCAGAGGCACAUAGUACUGGGGUAGAGAUGCGAUCGGUGGCAACUGCCCCCAUGACCCCUCAGAACUUAACUGCCCCAGUGGCCAUCCCAGAGAUACAUACUGCUGGGGUAGAGAUGCGAUCAGUGGCAACUGCCCCCAUGACCCCUCAGAACUUAACUGCCCCAGUGGCCAUCCCAGAGAUACAUACUGCUGGGGUAGAGAUGCGAUCGGUGGCAACUGCCCCCAUGACCCCUCAGAACUUAACUGCCCCAGUGGCCAUCCCAGAGAUACAUACUGCUGGGGUAGAGAUGCGAUCAGUGGCAACUGCCCCCAUGACCCCUCAGAACUUAACUGCCCCAGUAGGCAUCCCAGAGGCACAUAGUACUGGGGUGGAGAUGCGAUCAGUGGCAACUGCCCCGAUGAGCCCUCAGAACUUAACUGCCCCAGUGGGCAUCCCAGAGGCACAUAUUGCUGGGGUGGAGCUGCGAUCAGUGGCAACUGCCCCGAUGAGCCCUCAGAACAUAACUGCCCCAGCAGCCAUCCCAGAGAUACAUACAGCAGGGGUAGAGAUGCGAUCAGUGGCAACUGCCCCCAUGACCCCUCAGAACUUAACUGCCCCAGUAGGCAUCCCAGAGGCACAUAGUACUGGGGUGGAGAUGCGAUCAGUGGCAACUGCCCCGAUGAGCCCUCAGAACUUAACUGCCCCAGUGGCCAUCCCUGAUACGCGCAAGGUUGGGAGUGUGCAGACACAGAUGAGUCUGGAAGUCAUGUGUCACUCAGUGGCGACGAGCCCCAUGACACCAUCGGGAGGUUCCACAGCUUUCUUCUUCCCGCACACCCAAAAGGUCGAGCUGAGAUCGGUGGCAACUGCCCCCAUGAGUCCUCAAGGUUUAACUGCCCCGGAGGCGAUCCCUGAGGCUCUUGUAGCCGGCGAGGACGAAGAACCCACCUCCCCAGAGAUCAUUCCGGAGCCGCGGGUGUUGGAGCCCAGCGCAGGGUCUCCAGAGCCUCCAGAGCCCUUACAGGACGUGAGCUGGGACGAGAAGGGCAUGACGUGGGACGUGUACGGCGCGGUGGUGGAGGUGGCGGUGCUGGGGACAGCCAUCCAGAAGCACCUGGAGAAGCAGGUGAGGAAGCACCGCAAGCAGACGUCCUCCGACGCCGUGCCCUCUCCCACCCAGAGCCAGAGCCAGAGCCUGACCCAGGAGCCGUCUCCGUCCGAGGCCCAGAUCCCCUCUGAUGGGGCAUCCUCCCCGCCGGCCUCCGACCUGGCCCUGGACCUGGCCCCCGACCCCGCCCCCCCCGCCCCCGCCCCCGCCCCUGACCCCGCCCCCGACCCGGGCCCCGACCCGGCCUCCACCGGCUCCCAGAAGAGACGGAACCCCAAAGAGGAGAAGAACGACAGCACCAAGAGGAAGGGGUGGCGCAGGAACCCUCUGAGGGGCCGUUUCCGCCGACUCCAUUUGCCGAGCUGCUGUUCCCGCUCGCGGCCAGAAGAGGCGCCGUGA
Molecule: messenger RNA, 3415 nt
Organism: Alosa alosa (allis shad)
Lineage: Eukaryota; Metazoa; Chordata; Actinopteri; Clupeiformes; Clupeidae
Gene: gprin1
Product: flocculation protein FLO11
Exons: 2
Coding region: 449-3415 (988 amino acids)
Biological process (GO): neuron projection development
Cellular component (GO): plasma membrane
Source: RefSeq, a predicted model, not a curated record